AUGAUAAACUCCACAGAGGUUUCAUAUUUCACCCUUGCUGCAUACUUUGACACUGGGCUUUUUAAAUACCUGUUUCUUAUGAUUGUCAUGUCUUUAUAUCUUCUCAUUAUCUGUGCCAAUGUUCUGCUGAUUGUAGUUAUCUGUCUGAACAGAAGCUUACAUGAACCCAUGUACCUGUUUCUGUGCAGCCUGUUUGUAAAUGAACUGUAUGGUAGUACAGGGUUGUUUCCAUUCCUGCUGGUUCAGAUCCUCUCUGACAUUCACACUGUUUCUAGAUUCUUUUGUUUCCUGCAGAACUUUUUUUUAUACUUUUAUGGAGGCGUAGAAUAUUUAAAUUUAGCCGUCAUGUCUUAUGACAGAUACCUCGCCAUCUGUUGUCCUCUAAAAUAUAACACUCAAAUGACAGUUAACAAAAUUGCCAUCCUCCUUAUUAUAACAUGGUUUUGCCCUUUACUGUUGUGUAUUGUGAUGGUGUCCUUAAGUAACUCCUUACAGCUGUGUGGGACCGUUAUUGAGAAGGUGUACUGUGACAAUUACUCCAUUGUCAAACUGUCAUGUUCUGAUAUCACGAUCAAUAACAUCUAUGGACUUUUUAUUACUUUAUUCUCAAUCUUUUGCCCUCUAAUUCUAAUCGUCUACACUUACAUGAAGAUUCUUAAAAUCUGUUUUUCUGGUUGUAAACAGAGCAGACAAAAGGCUGUCAGCACCUGCACACCUCACCUUGCUUCUCUGUUCAACUUUUCAUGCGGGGCUUGUUUUGAAUUAUUACAGAGCAGGUUUGAUAUGAAUAAUUUACCCAAUAUUUUGAGAAUUUUUUUAUCAUUAUACUGGCUUACAUGCCAGCCACUUUUCAACCCUUUACUGUACGGUCUAAAUUUGUCCAAAAUCCGCAUCAUAUGUAAAAGUCUCGUCUUUGCUGAAAUGUAG
Molecule: messenger RNA, 927 nt
Organism: Seriola dumerili (greater amberjack)
Lineage: Eukaryota; Metazoa; Chordata; Actinopteri; Carangiformes; Carangidae
Product: olfactory receptor 52Z1-like
Exons: 1
Coding region: 1-927 (308 amino acids)
Biological process (GO): G protein-coupled receptor signaling pathway
Cellular component (GO): membrane
Molecular function (GO): olfactory receptor activity; G protein-coupled receptor activity
Source: RefSeq, a predicted model, not a curated record